Puma concolor (puma) is the source of this 1641-nucleotide messenger RNA. The record is from RefSeq and is a predicted model, not a curated record. Lineage: Eukaryota; Metazoa; Chordata; Mammalia; Carnivora; Felidae.
AUGACUACCCACAUUACUGUGUUCAUUGUAUUCUACAUUUGUUUCAGGUUUAAUUCAUUCAAAAGGACGAAUAUCAUACUGCAACAUUUGAGAAGGUCUAUGCACAUGGAUGCAGCAGGAGAAGUACUACUGGAAAGAAGAGGUUGUGCAGGAGUGAUAACACUAAACAGACCAAAGUUCCUAAAUGCAUUAAACCUUAAUAUGAUUCGGCACAUUUAUCCACAACUAAAGAAUUGGGAACAAGAUCCUGAAACUUUCCUGAUCAUUAUAAAAGGAGCUGGUGGAAAGGCUUUCUGUUCUGGGGGUGAUAUCAGAGUGAUCUCAGAAGCUGGAAGGGCAAACCAGAAGAUAGCUCAAGAUUUCUUUAGAGAAGAAUAUAGGCUGAACAAUGCCAUUGGUUCUUGCCAGAAACCAUAUGUUGCACUUAUUCAUGGAAUUACAAUGGGUGGGGGAGUUGGUGUCUCAGUUCAUGGGCAAUUCCGAGUGGCUACUGAGAAGUCUCUCUUUGCAAUGCCAGAAACAGCAAUCGGACUCUUCCCUGAUGUGGGUGGAGGUUAUUUCUUGCCACGACUUCAAGGAAAACUUGGUUACUUCCUUGCAUUAACAGGAUUCAGACUGAAAGGAAGAGAUGUGUAUGCAGCAGGAAUUGCGACACAUUUUGUGGAUUCUGAAAAGUUGGGCAUGUUAGAAGAAGAUUUGAUAGCCCUAAAAUCACCUUCAAAAGAAAAUAUUGCGGAUGUCUUAGAAGCUUACCAUACAAAGGAACCCAGGACAAAAGACCAAAUACUACAAAACGAUGCCCUUUUUAGAGAAAUUCCAAGGUUUGGGGGAGCUAAGAGCCAGCAACAAAGAACAAAUUCCAAGAUUGAUCAAGACAAGUCUUUUAUACUUGAGGAACACAUGGACAAAAUAAACAGUUGCUUCUCAGCCAAUACUGUGGAACAGAUUAUUGAAAAUUUACAGCAAGAUGGUUCAUCUUUUGCCUUAGAACAGUUGAAGAUGUUCACCUGUGAUAAUGUGGGCAUGGCUCUGGCUAGAGAAAACCAGUGGUUUCAUCAGCAAAAUGGACCUCUUGUCUUCUUGCCUGUGGAAAGGAGGGGCCUCCUAGCACCGUAUGCAGACUGCUUUAUGGGUGCCAUCAACCUUGUGGCCUGCAACCAGAAAGGCAAGAAUGUGAGUGGUGUUGCUACUUGGGCAUUAAAUGAGAUCAUGUGCGUACGACACUGGGGGCAAAAGGGAAGCUUGGCAUUAAUGAAAUUAGUAGAUAAAGGUCACAUAGCUACCAACCAUGUAGUGGAGCCAGGAGGUGAGCCCAGACAUUUGAAUUGUAGUCAGUCACUGAGUUAUGCUGCCGACACUGAUGAUGCCAGGAGAAGAACUAGAGAUAUGCUAGGAUUAGAGGUUGAGAAGGGAGGCCAUGACUUUCAUGAAGGUGUUAGGGCAGUUUUAAUAGAUAAAGACCAGAGCCCAAAAUGGAAACCGGCUAAUCUAAAAGAAGUUACUGAAGAAGAUUUGAAUAGUUACUUUAAAUCUCUGGCAAGUAACGAUUUGAAAUUAUAAGGUGACUGGAUUUUUAAGGGAUUAUUUUGGAGCAGAUGUUGGCAAACUAUGGCACAUGGGCCAGAUCUGGCCUGCUGCCUG